Messenger RNA from Raphanus sativus (radish), 1375 nucleotides. RefSeq names its product WD repeat-containing protein GTS1-like. Bases 82 to 1224 code for a protein of 380 amino acids. Lineage: Eukaryota; Viridiplantae; Streptophyta; Magnoliopsida; Brassicales; Brassicaceae. The transcript is spliced from 7 exons. The record is from RefSeq and is a predicted model, not a curated record. Gene Ontology annotation, molecular function: protein binding.
CUGGGAUCCGACAAACCCUAACAAACUGUUAAACCCACCCCUCCAAAACAAAACAGAGGAAGAAAGAAGGUGUGGUGGGAGAUGGAAGUGGAGUCUCAAAAUCGUGAGUCUUGUUCGGCACAGAGAUUUGGUCUGAAGAACUCAAUUCCGACAAACUUCGGGUCGGACUACGUGUUCCAGAUUGUCCCAAAAGGUGAUUGGACGGCAAUAGCGGUGUCCUUGUCGACGAACAGCGUAAAGCUAUACUCGCCGGAGACAGCUCAAUACUACGGAGAAUUGAAAGGACACUCGGAUACAGUAAACCAAAUAGAGUUUUCAACCAACUCUCCACACCUUCUUCACUCUUGCUCCUCCGAUGGUACCAUCAGAUCUUGGGACACCCGUUCUUUCCAGCAGGUAGCGUGUAUUGAUGCUGCUGAUAAUGGUCAAGAGGUCUUUAGCUUCUCCUUUGGAGGUUCUGCUGAUCAUCUUCUCGCUGCUGGAUGCAAACACCAGGUUUGUCUUUGGGACUGGAGAAACUCUAAGCAAGUUGCUUGUCUUGAGGAAUCCCACAUGGACGAUGUCACUCAGGUACGCUUUGUUCCUAACAAUCGGAACAAACUUGUUUCUGCCUCUGUUGACGGUUUGAUUUGUCUCUUCAACACUGAAGGUGAUAUCAACGACGAUGACCAUCUCGAUUCUGUGAUCAACGUGGGAACCUCAGUUGGCAAGAUAGGUUUCCUUGGAGAUUGCUAUCAAAAGCUCUGGUGUCUCACUCACAUUGAAACUCUUAGCAUCUGGAACUGGCAAGAUGGAAGCUGUGAAGUCAACCUUGAGAAAGCUCGGGAGCUUGCAUCUGAUCGCUGGAGUCAAGAUAAUGUUGACUAUUUCGUUGAUUGCUAUUGUCCAGGGGGUGAACACUUAUGGGUGGUAGGUGGAACCUGCGCUGGUACCAUCGGUUAUUUUCCGGUGAACUAUAAAAGCCCUGGAUCAAUAGGCCCUGCUCAAGCCAUUCUUAGUGGAGGUCACAUAGAUGUCGUCAGGAGCGUCUUGCAGAUGCCAAGCGAGUAUGGAGGAGCUGCAGGUUUAUUCGGAUGGACUGGUGGUGAAGAUGGACGCUUAUGUUGCUGGAAGUCCGAAGACAAUUCUGCUGCUGGGAACAACAACAACCGAUCUUGGACCUCAAACGAAUUGGUCGUCAAGCCGGCAAGAAACCGCCAAAGAAACAGACACUCUCCUUACUAAGAUAAUUGGAAACAUGUGUUCUGUCUUGGGAGCGUCUUUUAUGUUGUAACAGUAACGAAGACAGUUGCUUGAGCUUUGAGAUGUCUCAGAUCUUUUUUUUUUAUUAUUGUAUUUGAAAGGCAAUUUCUUUAAAUGGAAGUUUGAAAGAUAA